Labrus bergylta (ballan wrasse) is the source of this 1380-nucleotide messenger RNA. Its product is annotated as wu:fc23c09. NCBI's taxonomy places the organism in Eukaryota, Metazoa, Chordata, Actinopteri, Labriformes, Labridae. The record is from RefSeq and is a predicted model, not a curated record. Gene Ontology annotation, molecular function: protein binding.
AUGAACAAAACUAAGACGACCAAGAAGUCAAAGGAAAAGAAAAAGAAGGACAAUAAAACCCAAAAGCCAAUGAAGAAGAAGAAGAAGGAGAUCAUGGCGCCAACGCACUUCCCGUACUUUAUGGACAACUACUGUCCUCCUGAGUGUGCUUGCUAUGGAAGGGUGGUCCAGUGCUCAGACAAAGAUGUGGACAAGGUUCCUUACGGUAUUCCCUACACUGCUCGCUACAUCCUCCUCAUGAACAACCGCAUCGAGAGCAUCCAGCUGGACCUGCUCGACGAGUACGUCUCUAUGGAGUUCCUGGUGUUGAGCAACAAUCGGCUCACAGAUGGUUCCAUUGAGGGAGCCUUUGAGGGGAUACCGGCUCUAAAGCGCCUCUACCUGGACAGGAACCUUUUAGAAAGCGUGCCAAAUGACCUUCCAAUGUCUCUCGAGGAGCUUCGUUUGGACAAUAACCACCUGAGUGUGAUGUCUGAGGCCGCCUGGGCUCGCUGCCCUGGACUUUUGGUUCUAAGCCUCAGCAACAACACCUUGGGGAACAGAUCAGAAUCCAUCCCUAGUGCGGUGCUCUCGCCUUUGUACAACCUGCGCACUCUGAACCUGGAUCACAACCAGUUGAAAUCAGUUCCUCUGGGGUUACCGCUAUCCAUCAAGGCGCUGUACUUCAAAGGGAAUCUCAUUGAGCACUUCAGAGGAGGAGCUUUCAACGGAAAAUCAGAGCUGGUUGUGUUGGACUUAAGCGCAAACAGACUCACGAACAAAGGCCUUCUUAGGGAGUCUCUCGUCAACGCUACUCACUUGGAAAGCCUCAAUUUAGAAGGCAACAGACUAAAACAGGUGCCAAAACACCUUCCGCCCUCCCUUAAAACUCUAAAUCUGGAAGGCAACCUCAUAUCGUCUUUAAAGAGAACGGUUUUCAGCACACUGAAGAACCUGGAACACCUGGGUUUAGCGAGGAAUACAAUCUUCAAAGUAGCACCAGGGACCUUCAGGUCUCUGCCGGUCCUGCACCAGUUAGAUCUCUGCCACAACGCUUUACGCCAAGUGCCCAGACAGCUCCCACAAGCUCUGCACUCGGUUGCACUCACGCACAACAAGAUUCAAUCAGUGCCUCGAGAUGCUUUCUGCUGGGGGAACAGGAGAGUGAGUCUCAGCAGGCUCGUACGAGUGCAGCUUGAGCACAAUCUAAUCGAUAUGGGGAAGCUGGAUGGUCAGGCUUUCAGGUGCUUACGGGGAUUCCAGGUGGUGCAUUUCUACUAAACCUCCAAAGAAAACAUGCACUGUGAAGACAAUUUAUAUAUGAAAGAAAAAAACAUAUUUUACAGCUUGAACUUUGCAGACUUAUCCAAUAUUGAUGCCAGAAGCUAACGGUGUAACUGA